Molecule: messenger RNA, 5238 nt
Organism: Diorhabda carinulata
Lineage: Eukaryota; Metazoa; Arthropoda; Insecta; Coleoptera; Chrysomelidae
Product: suprabasin-like
Exons: 5
Coding region: 361-3402 (1013 amino acids)
Source: RefSeq, a predicted model, not a curated record
ACGCGACUAAUAUAACUCAAACGGAAACCGUUGGGCGUAUUCAGAUUGAAAAGAUUCAUGUUAUACAGACAUCACAAAAAAGCGUUAAAUGUAAUUUGCGCCCAACUCUCUAAAAUAGCUUUCAAUGUCAAGGUAAUCAUAAGAGAAGAAUAGUUUCAGUAUUGAGAAGAAUCACAAGUCCAAGAAUAUAAUAAUUGUUAAGAGAACCUACUCUGUACCGGCACGAAUCAGUUAGGUUUUAACGUCCAGUUCGGGUGUAUAUGUUUCGAAGGAACAGUGAAAUAACAGUGAUUUUUUUUUAAAUCAGUGAGUUUAUUACUUUUAUAGUGUGUGUUGAUUGUAUAAAUAUAUUUUUCGAAGAUGUCGUUUUGGUCUUCGUUUACUACCGGUCUUAGAAAUUUCGGUACCAGAAUCGGAGAAUUCUUCGGCAGAAAGAAAAAAGAAGUGAAUAAAGAAGCAGAACAAAUAGAGAACUCAGCUGAAGCUCAAGCACAAAGGACUAUAGACGUAGCUGAAGAUGCUGCACAAGACUUAACAAUAACGACUGCUACAGAAACCAAAAAUCAUUUAAACGACGAAAUUAAACAAGCGGAAGAUGAAGCUAAAUCUGUGGAACAUACAAUACAAAACGCAAGCAAAACAGUUGAUGAUAAAUUAAACGAAGCGAAUAACGCAAUAAAAAAUACAGUUCAAACGGCUGAACAAAAAUGGAGAGAGACAGAAGCACAAGUAGCACAAAGAGUAAAAGAAACAGAAGAUUUUGCUGAACAGAAAAGGAGGGAAUUGGCUAAUACCCUGAAAAGAACUGGACAAAAUGUAGAUAAUAAACUCCAUUCGGCUGCUAUUUCAGCCGAGACUCAAAAACAUUCUUUAACAGAAGGUCUGCACCAAUUUGGAGAAGAUCUUCAUCGAGGAGGUCAGAACUUUCUUACUGGCAUUCAAAAUGUUGGGCACAAUAUUAAUAACAAAAUGCAUGGUGUUUCGGAAACCACCGAAGCCGAAACAAAGUCAGCGGCUUGUGGGUUACAAAAAGUUGGUCAAAAUUUGGAAAAUCAAUUAAAUAAAACAGAAGAAAAUCUCCAUAAGGAAAGUCAAGACGUUGCAGAAAACAUACAAAAUAUGAGUCAAAAAGCUUCACAUAAUGCAGCCGAAGAAGCACAUAAAUUUGCAAAAAAUGUAGAUGAAAAAUUGAAAGAUACUGCGGAAGAUGCUAAAAAGGCUGCAGAAAAAACAGAAAGUCAAGCUCAUAAUGUUGGUGCUGGUCUGAUGAAUUUUGGUAAAGAAGUCGACAACAAACUUCAAGAAUCGGCGCAAGCUGCGAAAAUAACCACGGAGAAAGCUGUAGAUGAAGCAAAAACUACUGCACAUGAUACAAAGCAAGGAAUCGAUAAUGCUUUGCAUAAGACAGCUGAAUGUGCCCAAAACGCGGCACAUAAGACUUUUGAAGGCGCCAAAAACAUUGCCCAUAACAUUGGAGAGGGUUUCACGAAUUUUGGUAGAAACGUCGAUCACAAACUUCAUGAAUCUGUUGAUAGUACUAAACAUGUUGCACACAACACAGCAGAAGGUGCCCAAAACGCUGCACAAAAGGCUCGUGAAAAUGCCGACAAUACAGCCCAUAACAUUGAGGAGGGUUUGUUGAAUUUUGGUAGAAACGUCGACCACAAACUCCAUGAAGCUGUAGAUAGUACUAAAAAUGCAGCACAUAAUACAGCAGAAGGUGCCCAAAACGCUGCCCAAAAGGCUCAUGAAAGUGGUAAUAACAUAGUCCAUAAUAUUGGAGAGGGUUUAUUGAAUUUUGGUAGAAACAUCGACAACAAACUCCAUGAAUUUGUUGAUGGUACUAAAACUGCUGCACAAAAUACAGCAGAAGGUACCCAAGAAAUUACGCAAAAAGCCCGUGAAAGUGCAGACAAUACAACCCAUAACAUUGAAGAGGGAUUGUUGAAUUUUGGUAAAAACGUCGACCACAAACUCCACGAAACUGUUGAAGGGACUAAAACUGCUGCACAUAAUACAGCGGAAGGUGCCAAAGAAGCUGCACAAAAGGCUCGUGAAAGUGGCGAAAAUGUAGCCCAUAAUAUUGGAGAGGAUUUAUUAAAUUUUGGUAAAAACGUCGACUACAAACUCCAUGAAACUGUUGAUAGUACUAAAAAUGCUGCAGAAAAUACAGCAAAAGGUGCCCAAAAUGCUGCCCAAAAAGCUCGUGAAAGUGCUGAAAAUACAGCUCAUAAUAUCAGCGAGGGUUUGUUGAAUUUUGGUAGAAACGUCGAUCACAAACUGCAAGAGUCGGUAGAGAGUACUAAAAAUGCUGCACAAAAUACAGCAGAAGGUGCCCAAGAGACUGCGCAAAAAGCCCGUGAAAAUGCAGGCAAUACAGCCCAUAACAUUGGAGAGGGAUUGUUGAAUUUUGGUAGAAACUUUGACCACAAACUCCUUGAAGCUGUCGAAAGUACUAAAACUGCAGCACAAAAUACAGCAGAAGGUGCCCAAAAGGCUCGUGAAAGUGGCGAAAAUGUAGCCCACAGUUUUGGUGAAGGUUUAUUGAAUUUUGGUAGAAACGUCGAUCACAAACUGCAAGAAUCUGUAGAAGUUGCAAAGAAUACCACAGAAAAAGCUGUCAAUGAGGCUAAAACAACUGCACAUAACACCUCACAAGAAAUCAACGAUGCCUACCAUAAAACCACAGAAGGAACACAAAACCUGAUCAAAAGUGUAGAUAAUAAAUUGAAGGAAACUGUGAAAGAUGUUGAAAAAACAACAGGGAAAGCUGUAGACAACGCUAAAAUAACAGCUGAAAAAACUACUGAAGGAGCUAAAAACAUAGCUGAAAGUACAGCGCAAAGUAUUGAUAACUCAUUACACAAAACUGCAGAAAGUACACAGGAUGUAGCUCAACAAACAUUACAAGGAGUCCAAAAUAUAGGAAAGAAUAUUGACAAUAAGCUUAAGGAUACUGCACAAAAGACUUCAGAAGGUACCCAAAAUAUAGCAAAAAGCAUUGAUAAUAAACUACAAGAAGCUGGACAAGGUCUUCAUAAUAUAGGUGAAACUAUUAAAGAUAAAUCUAGUGCUGUGAUUGAAGGAGCAGGUCACAGCCUUAAAGAAGCAGACCACAAUAUUGAAGGUGCUUUUGCCAAAGCAACGAAAAACGCCAAUCAAAAGAAAGAAGAAAUUCAAAGUGGAUUACAAAAUGUCGGUCACAAUAUAGACAACAAAUUGGCCGAAACUGGUAAAUUAUUCCAAAACAAAAUGAAAGAUACUGCGAAUUUCUUGGAUAACACAAGACAUGAACUAGGACAAGAAAUGGAAGAAAGUAACAAAAAGGCACAUGCAGAAUUGGACGACGUAACAGAUGCGGCCAAAAAUAUUUUUGGGAAAGGGCUGUUCUCUAGUAAAUAAAGGUACAUAUAUAAACUUCAAAUUUUGUAUAUUUAUGUAAGUAUUUCUUGAACUUUAAGUUAUUGAAAAAUAAAAAAAGAACUUGUUUACUACAACAUAUAUGAGAAUAUUUAGUUUGUUCUCAAACUAGGUGGAUCAUUUUUAGAUUUAUAGAAGUCACUGAAAUAGUUACUAGAUUGAAAGCAAUUACAAAUAAAAUUCUUAUAAAAAUAAAAUUAUACUCUAUGAGAACAAAGAACUACAAACUAAAUGAUAAUUGAAUAAUAAAUACGAAUAGGAAAGUUUGUUGAUCAUUGCCAUAGUAAAUUAUCUUUCUAAUUAGUACUGACCUGAACUGUUUUUAUAUUUUACUAACAAUAACAAGAAACCACAAGCAACAAAAUAGACACUGUUUGUUUACAUAAUUACUGGAUCGUAUAUAAAAACUUACAACUUAAAUUCAAAUCACCAGUACUAGUUAACAAAAGAGUUUAGUAUACAUAUGAUCAAACGAGGUUAUGCAAUAAAUUUGCAGACAAAAUGACGGUUAUAUAACAUAGUUGCCACGUUGUAAACUUUUUUAAUUGUAAUUUGAUUUUGAUUAUAUAUAAUUUAACCAACAGGAAAGAAGAGGAAUAAUUUUCAAUAAAAUUAUAAUUAUAUACAAAUAAUAAACAAUAAAUUCUGACAUAAUUUUUAUUACAAUAAAUUUUGCAACAUCGAAGGCCGAGGGCAAAGGCUGCCAACGUUCGUGAUGCAAUUUCCCCUGAUACACGAACGAUGAUUUGACUUACACUUUGAAUAUUCAAAUUUUAUUCAACAAGCAAUGUAAAUAUCAACAUAUUCAUAGUAAUUUUGAGAGUUUCAAUAAAAUUAAUAUUAUUAGAUGAUAACUAUAGCAAUAAUGUGAUAUGUAUAGAAUUUAUUUUCAACAGAAUAAAUAUUUGUGUGGAAAAAACAUGCUGCCACGUAAUGUUUGUUGUCAAAUUACAAUUAGAUAUUCUCGUUUAGUUGAUAUACAGGGUGGAACCCUUCACAGUUGAUGUAUUAAUUAGAAUUUGCUUUUAUUUCAGAUUCCUGGAGAAUGUUGAGGGAAUAAAGUUUUAUAUGGUCAAUUGGAAUAGGUCCAAGAUGUUAUAUUUGUUGUUAAUUUUAUAAGAAUCUCGAGUUAUUUAUAAAUGUAUCUUUGUUGUAUUUGUUACGCAGCUUAAUGAAUUUUGCUACUAAAAAACGCAAAAAUAUAUUGAAAGUUGAUUAUUUAAUAACUUCAUAAAAUUUACAACUACAUUUAUAUUUUUUAUACUAUAAUUCAACCAAAAAAAUUUUUUGAUGUGAUUUAUACUAUUUUUUGAUAUAUUGAGAAUAUAAUUUAACGUCGUUUUCUGAUAUAAUGAAUAUUUCGAUUGCUAGAAUUUCUUAACGAUAAAAAAUUUAUAAAUAAUUUUUGAAAAUGUUACUAACUGAAAAAGAUAUUUGAAUAAAACAAUAGAAAUAAACCCAUAUAUUUUUUUAAACAUUUCUUAGAACCUCUAACUCCCGUGUAAGAAUCCGUGGCACUAGCUAAAAUGAACAAAUUUUAAUCCAAAUAUUUAAAAUAUACAGUGUGAGUUCAACAAGAGUUCUAGUUAAAAUUGAAAAAUCAUCGUACUGUAUAUUUCAUUUACACUACACAUCAAAUGUGCACUGUAUAUCUAACUGCUAAAAUAUAGGGUUAUGAAUCACACGUGCUUAUUUUUAUAUGAAAAAAUGGCGGGAAAAUCAAUUGUGGCUGUAAUCAGUGUUGCCACAUUCAAAAUUACAAUUGUUGUAUUGUACAAUUAUGCUUGUAAAAAAUGAUAAUAUAUGUGAAUAUCUUUU